AUGUUCAGAAUGAACUACAAAAACAGCGCUUUUCUUAAUCUCACAUUUGGGCACAGCUUGUCCUCAACAAAAUGGCGAAAAGUUUCAACAUAUAUGUUGGAAAAGUUGCUAGAACCCCAGAACAAUAUAUUACCUGAAGCAAAAAUUUAUUUUGUGAAGCGACAUGCUAAACCACCAUCUAAUGCAACCGAACUUUCGUCACAGAGGGUAUUGAUAUCAGUUCAACCUCAACCUCAGACUUUAAGAAGCAUUCAUAUUGCUAUACCUACAAAUAUUUAUAAACAACAACAAGUUGAAUUAGCUUCUUUACAUGAUGUUGUUAAAAAACAAUAA
Messenger RNA from Funneliformis geosporum, 333 nucleotides. NCBI's taxonomy places the organism in Eukaryota, Fungi, Glomeromycota, Glomeromycetes, Glomerales, Glomeraceae. The record is from the annotation of a GenBank genome assembly.